Molecule: messenger RNA, 480 nt
Organism: Caenorhabditis briggsae
Lineage: Eukaryota; Metazoa; Nematoda; Chromadorea; Rhabditida; Rhabditidae
Exons: 4
Coding region: 1-480 (159 amino acids)
Biological process (GO): tRNA 5'-leader removal
Cellular component (GO): ribonuclease P complex
Molecular function (GO): ribonuclease P RNA binding
Source: RefSeq, a predicted model, not a curated record
AUGGUGAAAAUCAAAAAUCGAUACUAUGUGAUUCGAAUGAUCACCAACGACGGCUCUCAACCAACUCCUCACAAACCACUCAUCUUUAGAGAAUUAAUGAAACUCGCCGCAGAAAUGUUCGGCGAUUUUGGAUAUUCCAUUCUUAAAAUGAGCCUUUCAGUACGAGUUCUCGAUGAAGAUGUUAUAGUUCUACGAGUGGCUGAAGGCGGAAACAAGUACUUCGGAGCGAUUCUUCCCUGUGUUCACAAGAUUGACAAGCAACCAAUGGUACUGCAGACCAUUUUUAUUGGUCGGAGCAUGCGAUCUUGUGAAAAACGAUUAAUCAAGAUUAGGCAAGAUGAAUUGCAUUCUGCGCUCAAACAGUGCACAACUACUGAAACUCGAAUUCAAAUUCUGGGAGCGAUCAAGGAUAUCUGCGGAAACUGCGGGCCAACUCGAAUUUUCUCAGACGAACAGCGGAAAGAUCAAUCGAACAGCUAA